This is a messenger RNA of Telopea speciosissima, 1004 nucleotides long. RefSeq names its product B3 domain-containing protein Os01g0723500-like. Lineage: Eukaryota; Viridiplantae; Streptophyta; Magnoliopsida; Proteales; Proteaceae. The coding region runs from base 100 to 978 and encodes 292 amino acids. The transcript is spliced from 4 exons. Gene Ontology annotation, molecular function: DNA binding. The record is from RefSeq and is a predicted model, not a curated record.
AAAAUUCUUUUUUAUCUGAAUUCUCCUUUCUUCCUGUUUAUGUUGUAGAAAGAACUCUGUUUCAAGUUCCAAACUUUCCUCUCCUUUCGUUAGCGCUGAAUGGUGAUUGCAAGAAUGACUCAGAGGAAACCAUGCUUCUUCAAGCCCAUACUACCUGGUUCAUUUCAAGAAAUUGCAAUUCCGAAUGCAUUUCUCAAGCACCUCACUGAUGAGAAUGGCGAGGAAGGAGAAGCUAUAUUGAAGAGCCACAGUCAUCGUGGGAAAUCCUGGCAUGUGAAGGUUAAGGGAUUUCAUUUUCAGGAGGGUUGGGUAGGCUUCGCUCAAGACCAUGAUCUUGUCGUUGGGGAUUUCAUGGUCUUCAGACAUGAAGGUGGUUUAGUGUUUGAAACUAUGGUGUUUGACCGUAAUGGCUGUGAGAGAAAGUAUCCAAUAUUUUAUGUUAAAAAAGAAGAUGAAACACUGGAGAAAGAUGAAAGAAGAGGCAACGAGACCACAGUUGUGGAAGAGAUUAACAGUAUGUUCAUAUAUUUAGUGGUCUGUUUACAAUCUCGUAGUUUUUCUUCAAUACUUAUGAGUUACUUACGGAAACUUUGCAUUGGCCAUGGUGAAGGACAAAAGGCAGCUAAAAUAUAUGCUACCUCUUCCAAGAUUAGGCAUACUUCUUUUGUUGUUCCAGUGAGGCGAUUUAACCUGAACUAUUCUAUAAUGAAAAUUCCGAAGGUCUUUGUGAGAUCUAUUGGCUUGAGUGGAAAAAGCUGCAAGGCAGUCCUCAGAGAUCCAAAGGGAAGGACAUGGCCAGUGAAUCUAAACUUCUUGAAAGCCGAUGGACGGAUGUCAAUAGGAAGUGGCUGGCAUAAGUUUGCAGUUUCAAAUUGCUUGAAGGAAGAAGACGUCUGCAUCUUCAAGCUCAUUUGUUCCACGCAAAUGUGUGUCCAUGGACUUAUUGGUCCUCUGUUUUUUGGAGAUGAUUUUGUAUAGAGAGUUUCCUAGCAACUAACAUUUUC